CUCUCCAGGAGACAGCUGUCAAACCUCCCUCAGUGUGUAUGUGUACGUGUGCGGACUGACACGGAGCAGACAGUCUUGCUGUUAACUGCUUUGUCUCAUUUAUCAAGAGCUCCAAGUACAUAUUACUGGGCCAACUUUGGAUGUGUGUUUUCUAAGAUAAGGCUUAACUAAAGACAAAAUUUGGAAAUAACAAGCUGAAACUAUGACUACCGAGGGAGACAGGCAAUCUGUUUUGCGCACGACAAAGGUUCGUACUGCACUGAAAGGAGACAGCAGUUGGAUUCAACGGUAUAAUCAGUCUGGACCAGAGGCGGAGGAGGAGCAAAAGCCAUGGAUUGCAGAGGUACGUGCAAGUCGUCUCAACAGCGAUGUCAGUGACCCCGUAGCUGAUAACACACCUACUGAACAACAACCUCAAACUUCAUCGAACACAGACAGUUCUAAAACAUCUGGAUACAUAAUCAGGGGUGUUUUCACAAAGACGGACACCAAACCUGCCUCAUCAUCCACUAAUGGCUACAUUGGAACAUCUGGCUUCACCAAAAAGACCUCUGAAGGAUACAAGAAAAUAGCUCCUCACACGGUUCGCUCGAGCACUGAGAGAACAAAGCCAUCCGAGCCAUCACUCAGCACAGAAGAAAUGGAGAAGAGGACAGAGGCAGCCAGCAAAACACUGAACACCUCAGCAAGAAAGCAGAGAUCAUAUGUGCUGUCAGCUGCAAAGAAAUAUGAGUCAACUUCAGGAAAUACAGACAGCUCUGCCUCACCAGCCACAGCUUUUGUUGCUAAAAGGGUAGUUAUUACUGAGGAGGAAGACGGUGACUCUGCUCCUAAACAGAGUGUGGAGAUGAGUGUUGAUGAGCCAAUACCUCCAGAAGUCUCAUCUGCAAAACCUGAAUUGAAACCAAGAGUCAAACCAGAGCCCGCACCUAAACAAAGUGAUACCCUCACUGCUCUCUCUGACACUUUGCUGACCACUCCAGAAUCCACCAGUGUCAGUAAUGAUGAGACGAUUACUCAGGCCACUUCUGUUGCUCCAGUUGCUGCUUUAAAGAAAUCUGAAAAAACUGAGCCCGAGCCAGAUUCCACUCCCACAGCAAGUACCACUGAACCAGUCGCUCCGGCCGUUCCAGCUGUAAAGGAAGUCCCAUCCACAACUCCUGAACCCGAACCAGAGGCCACUUCUAACCUGAGUAUCAACUCAAAGCCAGUUGAGAAGACCAGCGUCUUGAAUGAUGAUGCUCUUCUGGAUCUGACUGAGAGCACUCCACAGAAUUUGCUGGAUCCCGUCCCCAUCCACACUGACCUGCUGGCAGGAGGCUCCCUACCCAAGACAGAGAAGACUACAGGAUCUCUGGAUCUGCUUGCAGUUGAUAUUAUCCCCAUUGACACCAAUACUGACAAACUAAGCACUGAUAAAACAAACACCAUAACUGAGAUAACCCAAACUGUGGUGCAGACCGAGAAGGAUGUAAAGAGCACUCCACAGAGUUUGGAGGACCCCUUCCCCACCACCACUGACCUGCUGAAAGGAGGGUCUUUGCCUGAAACAGAGAAGACUACUGAAUCUCUGGACCUACUGGCUGAUGAUAUCAUUCCCAUUGACACCAACAAGGACAGACUCAGCACAGACAAAACGCGGAGCAAAGUGGAGACAACGACAACUGUGAUACAGACAAACUCUGCUGAUUCAUUCGAUCCGAUUCCGAAAGUGAGAGAGUCCACAAAAAGCUCUGUAGAGUUGUUUGAUCCUCUUCUGUCGGACAGCAAUAACGACGAACAGGACAAACUUACAGUCACAUUUGAGCAGAAGUCCUCUAAAACCAGCUCACCAUGGGACAAAUGGAUGGUUCCCACUUUUGACACUGAAACAGAGGACAGUAGUUACACCGUCUACACCAGAACAGAAGAAAACAGUAUCCAGGAGCCGGACACUGAAGCUAAAAAGAAUUUAGUCUAUGUGAAAUCGUAUGUGAAAUCAUCUGACCUACCCAGAUACAGCAGCAGCAGUGACUAUGAUUAUGUGACCUCGGAUUCCAGCAGUUAUGCAUACAGCAGCCCCUCCAGCACUGAAGGUAUGACCACCUGCACAUACUGUGGUGGUCUCGUUGGAAAUGACUCCAAGAUUACUAUUGACCAUCUGAACAUCUCAUGCCAUCCUGAAUGCUUCAAGUGUGGUAUCUGCAGUAAGCCAAUGGGUGAUUUCAUCGACUGCAUGUUUUUGCACCGUGGGACGGUUCACUGCGAGAGCUGUUAUUCUAAUGUUAUUUAAGGUGGAGUUGUAUGAUGUGCUUUCUGCUUCGUUACUUGGCGAAUGUUAGUAACCAAUGUAAAUCCUGAGACACUAGUUCUUCAGAUUAUCUCCUUGUCCUUUUUGACUCUCAGAACACAAGCGCUGUUUGAAUUCAUUAACAUCCCUAAAACAGUUAAGAUUCUUCUAUGUCUGCUUAUUGUGAAAAGUACCUUCAAAAUCAGCAUCGAGUGUGUUUGGUUGAGUGGGUUGUCACUUUUUCCUACAAUUUACGAGCCUUACUUCAUCUUUAAAAUUGUAAUAUUACCAAAAAAGGUUUCCUUUGCUGUGUAUUCUUCAGAGGAUGAACAUACUUCUUAAAGCUGUGAAUAAAUAUCGGGUUUUAAAAUGA
Messenger RNA from Neoarius graeffei (lesser salmon catfish), 2642 nucleotides. It is a transcript of the gene znf185, whose product is annotated as zinc finger protein 185 with LIM domain. The transcript has 31 exons. Lineage: Eukaryota; Metazoa; Chordata; Actinopteri; Siluriformes; Ariidae. The record is from RefSeq and is a predicted model, not a curated record. The coding region runs from base 203 to 2272 and encodes 689 amino acids.